Messenger RNA from Priceomyces carsonii, 1503 nucleotides. RefSeq lists its product as uncharacterized. Gene Ontology annotation, biological process: transmembrane transport. The record is from RefSeq and is a predicted model, not a curated record. The transcript has a single exon. Gene Ontology annotation, molecular function: transmembrane transporter activity. The coding region runs from base 1 to 1503 and encodes 500 amino acids. Gene Ontology annotation, cellular component: membrane. Lineage: Eukaryota; Fungi; Ascomycota; Pichiomycetes; Serinales; Debaryomycetaceae.
AUGGAGGCUACUUAUAAUAUGCCUAUUGAUGAGUUAAAGGAGAAAGGAUCAGACUUCGUCUUAGAUCAAGAGUUCUUGGGUGAGAUUGAAAGGACACAAGAGAGUGAUAAAUAUGAUUCGAAAUCGGAGAAAGAGAUCAAACGAAAAUUUGACUUAUAUCUUUUACCUAUUUUUUCGCUAGUUUAUUUAGCUAUGAGCAUUGAUCGAGCAUCAAUAGGUAAUGCGAAUAUUGAAGGUCUCGGGGAAGACUUACAACUAGAAGGAUAUGACCUAAAUCUUGCCUUAACAGCGUUUUUUAUAUGCUAUGGAGCCAUCGAGAUUCCCUCAAAUAUGGUAAUCAAAAAGUUUCCUCCGAGAUAUUGGUUAUCUUUGUCCACAGUUCUUUUCGGACUAGUAUCAAUGUGUACUGCUUUUGUCAAAAAUUACGGUGGUUUGGUAGCUACGAGGAUCUUCUUGGGAUUUUUUGAAGGGGGAAUGCAACCAGGGAUUACUUUUGCACUUUCGAUGUUCUACAAGAGAUCUGAACUUCAAGUUAGAGUAGGAUUUUUUAUCGCUUCUGCUGCGUUGGCUGGAGCUUUUGGUGGACUUUUGGCUAUGGGAUUAAGUGCCAUUCCUACACACGGGCCGGUGAAGAAAUGGGGGUGGAUCUUUCUAUUAGAGGGAAUCAUGACAAUGAUCAUAGGUAUAUGUGCCUUUUUUAUACUCCCUGACAGUCCGAAGAGUGCCAAGUUUUUAGCCUAUGAUCAGAGAGAAGCGGCCCACAAUAGGGUUGAAGUCGAGUUGAGGCAUAGCAAAGACGAAAAGAUUAACCGAACUCAGCUCGUCUUGGGAUUUAAGUCCUUACACAGCUGGCUAUGUGGCUUAGCAUUCUAUUUGACGGGAUUAGUGGUGCAAUCAACGUCUUUGUUUCUACCUACUUUGUUAAAAGGUAUGGGAUAUACAAGCUCAAGGGCUCAAUUAAUGUCUGUUCCACCUUUUGCUGCUGGCUGUUUCUUUGUUGUGGUUUCUUCGUAUGCUUCUGAUUACUUUGGGGUCCGUGGCCCUUUCAAUGCCUUUUAUUUCCUAUUAUGUGUAAUCGGUUAUGUGCUUUUAUACACCGAGGAUAGACUUGGUGUCAGAUAUUUUGCAACAUUUCUCAUAUGCAUGGGUGGUUUCUCAUUAGGUCCCGGCGUUCUCACUUGGUCUAGUAAUAAUGCCGCUAGCCACACCACAAGAGCUGUAGCAACCGCAAUUGUAGCGAUAGUUGGUACUUUAGGGUCAAUUACUGCAAUGUGGAUCUAUUUACCAAAAUACGCCCCAAGCUAUGAUGAAGGACAUAAAAUUUUGAUUGGUACGUGUUCUGGUGGGGUAGUUCUCUGUUUAGGAAUGUCAACCUACUUGUUUUAUGAGAAUAAAGCUCGAGAUGAAGGAAAGCGCAAUGGUUUAACUGCGAAGUUUGCUACCGAUGAAGAGGCCAAGUCCAUGUUAGCACAUAGACAUCCAUCUUUUAGAUACCUUAUAUAA